Messenger RNA from Pseudomyrmex gracilis, 3686 nucleotides. RefSeq lists its product as uncharacterized. The transcript has 8 exons. The coding region runs from base 1041 to 2882 and encodes 613 amino acids. NCBI's taxonomy places the organism in Eukaryota, Metazoa, Arthropoda, Insecta, Hymenoptera, Formicidae. The record is from RefSeq and is a predicted model, not a curated record.
UCGCUUCGCGUGAAAGGAAGAGGAAGUCAAUGUGUACAGUGCAAUUAUACCGAUAAAAAUUGUGUGCCACCGCUCGCGCGGGUCUCUCUCGUGAGCGAGGAACGGUCGAAGCGACCUCGCGGACUCUACGCGGCGUCGUGGCUGUUGAUCAACUUCCAUAUCGGCGAGAAGAGUUGCGGACUUGUGAGAGUUGACGUUCGCCAUCUUGAGCCGUCGUCAGACGCCAAAAGGGAGGGAACUGUCAAGCCGCGGACCCCCGUCCCUUUGUCGCGGUUGCGAUCGCGCGGGCCCCGCGCGGAUUGCGGGACGAACGGGCAGAACAUUCCGACCAAUAUAAUUCCCGCGCCUUAUAAUCCAACAAUCAACUCUCUUGCAGAGCGCAGGAUCGAACAAGUAGACAACAUCGGACAACGUCGUUGGUCUCUCUCUGGUCGCGGAGGAAAAGUCUCGGCGCGUUCGCUCUCUCACUGACGUGGUUAGAAUUUAUAGCUGCGUCGGUGUCAUAACAACGCCUGUGUGUACUGUGCGAGAUACCUGAAGACGUAAAGAUCGCGGCAUUGUCGCGUUUAAGGUCACCGAGAGGCGUCCAUUUUUUUCGAAAACAAGACGCGCGCCACGAUACGAGACCUUUAAACGAAAAUUCUGAAAAGAAAAUUUGAGAGGAACAGGAACGGAAACAAAUCAAUGUUGUUCGCUCGCAAAUACCCAACGAACGUGCCAAAAUCACCCUUACGCGCUCGUUCAUAACAGUAAAUACGCGAAUUGUCGCGAAAAAAAAUUCUUUUUCCAUUGCGUGAUUCAUCCGAAUUAUUCAGAGUUUGGAGUUGAAGUGAUAAAAAAAAAUUUUGGAGAAAGGAUAAUUGCGAGAGAAGAAGAAACGGAAGGAGAGAAGUAAUACGUGCGAAUAGUUACGCUGGUGUGUAAAAAUGUGACGGAGUUGUUCCAGGCCAAGUGGUUCUGAGGGAUGUUGAACCUCCUUGCGGGUAGGAGAAUCGCGAGAAACAAAAGGAUCUCUCGUAUGUACGUCAAACAUAUUUUAAAUGGAAAAUGAAAAGAAUGACUCUGCAAAUAUGAAAUGUCCGGCUGUACAAGAGAUAGACAGGAGUAAUAUGCUUGAAAAUCAAUUGUUAAAUGAUGAGAUGGAUAAUCCCGAUGAAAGAUAUAAACAGGGCAUGUUAACAGAGGAAGAAGGUUCUAUGGUAUCCAAUCUUCCUCUCUUAUUUGCUGAUGGAUAUCCCACAUCUCUGGAGAAAAUCACAAUGGCGCAACUUGAACGAUUUAUAUUGUUCAUGGUCCAUUGCUCAUUGGGUCAUGAUACCACUAAGGUUAUUAAUAAACCUGAGUGGUGGCCGCAAGAUGUUACAUUUUCAAGUCCACUGACUAGACCCAAGAAGAUAAACGAAAACUGGAUGGCAAACCUAAAGAAAUUGGUUUUCCGAUGUUACACAUAUCACAGAAGCGAAUAUCUGUUGCGUUUUUGUUCCUAUCUCGCGCAGUACCCCCGUGAAGAAUUAGAGUAUGUUAAUAAUUGGGAUUCAACAACUAGUCUGUAUCACAAGAGCACGGGAAAACUACUAGUGACGUUUCGCAAUGAAAACAUGUAUUAUGACAGAAAAAUUGACAAUGCUCGAAGAACGUUGUUGUCUCGUGCGUCUUCAGUGGGUAAUAAGACUAAACAACAGCAACAAGUCCCUAUGAUGGUUGAACCGAGCGACGACAUUUAUCUGUGCGACAAUUGCGACGCCGAGUUUAUUGGUCUUGCAAAGAUGAAGGAACACGAAAAGAUAUGCUGCGCCGAGCAGGACCAAGGUGGUAGCGGUUCUCGCUCAUCUUCGCCAGACCUAUCUUUGAUCUCGCAAGUUGAGUUACAGCAAGAUCAGUUUCUGUCAUAUUUCCAAUUGGUUUCGAAUAAGACUGAAGAAGCGCAAUCGAGCGACGUAAAAACUGCAAAUGUUCCUGAUAACAAUAUCGUUAGACGCACGUCUCAGCGUGUUAGAAAUACCGUUAGUUUCACAAGAUGCGCGACUAUUCCGUUCUCGUCGCCCGCUGGCAUGGUACUGGCGAAGAGAUCGAAGAGCAUAAUAACCGAAGACACGCAACAAGAACGAUUAGAUAGAAUAGAGCGACACGUUGUCGCACCGGUACUAAGCCACUCAUGUAGACCAAAGUGGCUCGACACAGUUAAUUGUACCAAAUGGAUAGUGACGUACAAACCAAACCGGGAUAUAUCGAAUAACAAUUAUGUGCACCAAUAUAAGUUCGGAAAUCCUUUGAGUGACAAACCAAUACUAGACAUACGGUCGCAACUAUUGUACAUCGCUUGCCGACCUAUUCACGCUGUUCUCAAACGGCUGAACGAGAUGCAGAUUGAUGAAUUGAAAAAAGAUCCUUCGAAAUAUCAGCGUUUUCAUCAAAAGAACGUUAACGCGCCAAAGAUCAGACCGAUGAGAAAAGCGGGACCAGCUUGCAAAACGAGACCAAGAUCAAAGACAGUUUGCGGGCAAACUACUCUUGUAUCUUCGAAACGUAAAGCGGAAUUCAAUGACGAAUUGGGUUCUUCAAAUUCUGAAGACGGGGACAACGCUGCACCGACAGCUAAAGCCUUGGUCCCUUCCUCCGAAGUGUCACUUUCCAUGAACGACGUGGAAGCUACGGAAACAACAACGGAGAAAGAUUGUUCUUCGCGCGCGAUUAUGCUGAUCGAUCUUUGCUCAUCCGACGAAGAAGAAGACGAUCUGCGCAAACCGGCGUCUUGCGACGAGAACAGAGAUCCUCUUAACACAACGACGGGAUCUUCGAACGCGAAAUCGGGUUUGCAAAAAUUGUCACCGAAACAGACUUUAAGUGGAAAUAUACAUUUGUGCUUGUCAGCAAACUUUUAGAGCAACGAGAUCAGUGAAAAGCAGACGAGAAUGAGUAUCGUUUGUGUAUGCCGAUAUUUCGUCUCUCUGAUUAAUCGAUACGUUUGUACUUUGUACGCGUGUUACGUUUCUUAUAUAUAUUCCAAUAAUUAUUCCAAUGACUAUGAAUGGCUGAAUUCAUAUUUCGUUAUUGCAUGACUGUUGAGAGAUUUCACGAUAUUAUUUGAGGAAUAAACUCACACAGAUAAGUAUAACGGAACGGAUUUCAUCCAAUCCAGUUUAUAAACGUUUUAUGGAAUGUAUUAGAAACCCGUCGUGUAUAAAGUAGCGGAAGACUGUUACAUAAAAAAAGUUAACUGUUAUAUUAGUGAUGUAAAUUAAGUUUUCACAUUGAAACAUAGGCCUAUUUUAAAUUAAAAUAUGUACACAGGAAUAUACAGGAUGUAAAUCGGAAAACGUACUUUUAAUAUUUUCUACACAACAAAAAAAAAAAAAAAAAAAAACAAAAAAAAUAGCAAGUUUAAAAAAAUUAUAUUGAUUGGAAAGUUGAAGGUUAAGUAAGUAAGAGCAAUCUUGUUUUGUUUUACAUAGGUGUGUGUAUUUUUUGCUAGAAAAGAAGUUCAAAGAAAUCAUCUCUUCUUCCUUUCUAAAUCCUUCAACGAGGCAAACGAAAUAUUUGCAUUCGUUAUUAUAAAAAAGAACACAAUUAAUUGUCUUGAGUUUGCAUACAAUUAAUUGUAGCGAAUAUGUGAAUACAUGUUAUGUUUGUUCGAAUGGCGAGAGAGAGAGAGAGAGAGAUAGUUUUCAAUAUAUUUAUGAGAGGUA